AUGACUUGGUGCAGGCUACCUGCAAGUACUCGACGAUUUGCAUUACUCCAUGGUUCCUCGCUUCGUCAUCGCCUCUCAACUUUGGGCCCCUCUCACAUUUCUCUCCUUCGCUCCCGUCUCUGGGCAUCGCGCCCCUUCAACACUCUUGCCAGCCAUUGCCAGGGUCGCCGGCCCGCACAGCCCACUCCCACUCCCACUCCCACUCCCCCUCAACUGUCUGACAAGCAGGAGGCUGACCGACCUGCAUUAGAAGAUUUGACGUGCCCCAACGACCUACCUCAUCUAGCCAUGCACUCGCCCAAUUCUCCCUCGCCCGAAAGAGGGCAGUCUGGACUGCUCAUAUGUACCAGCACAGGAGAGGCACAGCACUUUAGCCUCUUUACUCCCGGCGGCCAUGCGAGUACGCGGGCACCCUCCCUGGCGUGCGCGGUGAUUGCGUGUGUGUGGGUGAUCGCAACCUUGGCCCGCCGCCGUGGCGCCCGCCCGUGUAGCCGCCAACAAGCACGUCCUAGCCUGCGCCAGACUGGGCCUUCAAGCAGUACGCGCGAGCGAGCACUCUGGACACUGGAGUCUGGACGGAGGCGCACGAUUUGGCUGUCUCCGCCAUCAACGGCACGUAAUAGCGGCCCAACCGCCCGUCAAGCAGCUCUCCACUGCGGUCCGCCGUGGCUUGCGGAAGCUGAGCUUGAGUGGUUCCACAUGGACGGGCGGAACUUCAGCCUGCAUUCCAUUCCCCCCAUGGCCACUGCAAGGCUCGAGCGUCGACUAAGACGAAGUCCCCCGUCCGCCACAACGGGCAAAGUCACCGGCCUCAACGAGCCUGACGUCCAUUGA
Molecule: messenger RNA, 834 nt
Organism: Purpureocillium lilacinum
Lineage: Eukaryota; Fungi; Ascomycota; Sordariomycetes; Hypocreales; Ophiocordycipitaceae
Source: RefSeq, a predicted model, not a curated record